CUUCCGCGCCGCCGCUCUCUGCUUCCCUUCUCACACGUCGGCGUUCGUUGAUUUCCGCUCUCCCCCGGAGGCGUUCCUUCGAGGUCAGUUCCUCUGCCCUGCUAUUCCAUGUCUAUCGAGUCGUCCUCUGUUCUCACGUCCGAGGCCGAGCGCGAGCUCGGGCCCGACAGUCAUGGGUCUGGGGCCCAGGGCGACCGAGCGGAGCAGCCGGGUUCCCCGUCCGUUGAGGAGAUCACGGCUGUCGAGGUGCCCGGGGUUAGUGAGCCUCGCCUCCAGAAACGAACCUUGCUCGUGGACUCGCUCAUCCGCGAGUGCAAGUGCGACUUGUCGAGUGACGAGUUUCUCAGGGUGGUGCGCUAUGCCGGCCCCCUUGUCACCGUCCGUCGCCCUACCCCGGAUGAGUCAGUCUUCGACGCUCCUCCGGGCUACUUUGCCAUCCAUCUCAAGUCCCUUGAGAGCGGCUUCCGCUUCCCCCUCGAAUCUUUGGUCAUCGACUUCUUCAAUUACUUUGACUUCCUCCCGUGCCAACUGGUGCCGAACUCCCACCGGUACUUAGCGGGGUUCUUGAUCCGCUGCCGGGAGAUGGGCGUGCGAGCCGACCUUGAGCGCCUAAUGACUUUGUUCCGAGUGGCAAAGUCUUCCGGUCGAACCGAUGCCGCCCGUACCAUUGCCGCUGCCCGGCGCGUUCUCCUCGCCAACGACGUGGCUGGUGGUGGGGACGUUGCUCCUUGUUUGCACCAUUCUCGCGUUCGGGAGUUAACCUACGAGUAUGUUCCUCUGCUCUCAAUGAAAGCACCAAUUUGAUGGCUAUAAACCACCGAGAGUAUGAAAUAAUAGAAGUUUUAGAGAGAGAGAGAAUGCAAAGUAGGAGUAUAUUGAUUUCAAACUGGGGAUCCAUUACAAUGAGGGGUGCCACCCCUUUUAUAGGCGGUACAAUUCACUAAGUCAAAGCCCUCUAAUCAAGGCUCUUCGUUUAG
Cuscuta campestris is the source of this 977-nucleotide messenger RNA. The record is from the annotation of a GenBank genome assembly. Lineage: Eukaryota; Viridiplantae; Streptophyta; Magnoliopsida; Solanales; Convolvulaceae.